GCAGAAGUCAGCUUCUCUCUCGCACCGCUGCACUUGAAGAUGAGCCCUUGGACAAUUAUUUAAGGACUAGAAGCAGAAAGCAUGCUGAAAAGACUUACAGGAAUGCCACUCAAGACACAGUACUUGAGACAAUAUUCAAAACAAUAUUUUUCACAUUAUACUCAAGCUUAGCCUCCGGAGUUUCUUUCUAAAGGAUAACAUAGAAAGACUGCCAUCUGCACAGGAUUUAAAGGUUAUAGAUACCUCUCCAUAGAUAUUGCUGCAUUCAAGAAGACAAGCACGCAUUCAACAGAGAUGUCUUCAAGCAAGCCCUUGAAAUACUUUCCUAUGUUCAAAAUCAAACAGGGAAAUUAAGGUUGACCACAGAGGCCAGGCUGAAAGCUAUGCCCACAGCCAUUUGAAAGGGAAACAAGCAAAAAAGAAAUAACUGGAGCUAACUCCCUGUGUUACAAGAGAGGUAAAGAACAAAGAAAAAAACAGCACAAGAAUCAUGAGAGAUCGCCUCCAGGAGCUUAAACUCCGAGCCAAAGAACUACAAACAGCUGGAGAAAAUAACUGUCCACCUGUACAAGACGAGCAGGAAGAGAUUGAACAGCAGGCCAUUAUUUAUGAAAGGGAGCCUAUAACCGAAAGGCACUUCCAUGAAAUCCAGAAGCUUCAGAACGAGAUUAAUAAUUUGGUGGAGGAAGUUCAAAAAUUCAGUCAACAACAAAAAAGUCUAGUAUCUUCAAUGAGAAGGUUCAGUGUUCUUAAAAAGGAAUCUAACACAGCAAGAGAAAUAAAAAUUCAAGCAGAGCAUAUACGAAAAGGUUUGGAUGAACUGUCAAAAACAGUGAAAAAAGUUGAAAGUGAAUAUGGGAUUUCACGUGCCAUAGUAAGAAUUCUAGCUUCCCAGCACACUUUCCUGUCCCGCUGUUACCUAAAUGCUAUGCUUUCAUACAAUGAAGCUAUAACAGCCAAGCAAGAUAAAUGCAGAAGAUUUAUUGUUCGUCAGCUUGAAGUAGCUGGUAAAGAGGUAUCUGAGGACGAAGUCAAUGAUAUGUUCCAACAAGGAAAAUGGGAGAUUUUCAAUGAAAAUCUACUCACUGAAGCCAAAAUUACUAAAGUUCAGCUUUCAGAGAUUGAACAGAGACACAAAGAACUGAUCAGCCUAGAGAGUCAGAUCAAAGAUCUGAAGGAACUUUUUAUUCAGAUAUCAGUUCUGGUGGAAGAGCAGGGGGAGAUGAUCAACAACAUUGAAAUCAGUAUGAACAACACUCAGGAAUACACCCAAAUAUCUAGAGAAAAAUUUGGACUUGCAGUCAGGUAUCGAAAAAGACACCCUUGCAAAGUAAUAUGCUGCUGGUGUUGCCCGUGCUGCAAGUGACAAAGGAAACAACCUUUGUAAGCAGCAGCAGUUCCUAUGCAGUAAACUGAACUUAUCAACCAAUCCCAGGAUUCUUUUAUUGCUUCAUUUUCUUCCCUUUUCCCCUUCCACAUAUCCACUGAGGAAAAAUUGCACCUGUUUUUCCAAACUGAGUUCAAAGAUUGAAACGAGAUCUUCACCUGUGCCUAAAUUUUAUGGCUUCCACAGAAACGCAUGAACUAGAGAGGAAAAGAUCAAAGGAGACAAAUGACAUUUUCUUGUUCUUCCACUCAUAAGAAGCGUCAACAAUGCAAUGUGUCAACAUGCCAUCUGUGCUUUUGGGAAACAUCAAAAUUAUUGUAAACCUCAGAAAGGAUUCACAAGACCAGUUGGAUUACCUUUUAUAAAAAAAUAAUUAGUAUUCUUUUAAUUGCUGUGGGGUUUUUUUUUUGCUGUUCUUGUUUGUUCAAGUGCUCGUAUUUACUUGGUUCAAAUUUCAUUUUUUUCUUCCCUAAGAACUUGAAGUAGUACAAAUAGAAGUAACACACAAAGCAGACAAUCUCAGUAACAAUCAAGAAACUGAUGCAUAAACUUUUCUGUCUUCUUGUUUGGUUAUCAAGACUAUUUGAGUAUUGAUUCUAUAGGAAGUUACUUACAGGCCACUCUGGCAAGAGGAAAUAAUACUGAUAUUACAAUAGAACAACAUGCACUGCUUUGGGGCAUGCAGAACACACUGAGUUAUUUAUUUUAAUAAUGCAUUCCUGUAUUUCUUACAGAGAUUUCUUAAAGGUUUUGAGAAGGUAUUUUCUGAAAACAUUAAAGAACAUUAAAAGAC
Messenger RNA from Gallus gallus (chicken), 2180 nucleotides. RefSeq names its product syntaxin 19 (gene STX19). The record is from RefSeq and is a predicted model, not a curated record. NCBI's taxonomy places the organism in Eukaryota, Metazoa, Chordata, Aves, Galliformes, Phasianidae. Gene Ontology annotation, cellular component: plasma membrane; synaptic vesicle; endomembrane system. Gene Ontology annotation, biological process: intracellular protein transport; synaptic vesicle fusion to presynaptic active zone membrane; exocytosis. The coding region runs from base 491 to 1366 and encodes 291 amino acids. The transcript is spliced from 4 exons. Gene Ontology annotation, molecular function: SNARE binding; SNAP receptor activity.